UCAGCCUCACAUGCGAAAAAAAAAAACACAGACACACACGGCCGCUGUUGCUUCUCCAGCAGAAGUUCAGCGAUCACCUGUAGGACUGUAGGCGAGGACAGGUAACAAAUGCCCAGGUGACUCUCUCUCACACUCUUUACGCGCUUGCUGGAUUCACAAUCCUCUCUUCUCUUCUGGCAUGAGUUUCUGGAGACGAAACAAGAAGAAUGACGACCAAAAGAAUCAACUCAAAACUGAAGAGUCACUGGACAGUCCCACAUCUCCAUCCCAGUCACCUAUUAUAGAGAAAGAUGGAUUGGACUCUGUCAUCUCUGAUUAUGGGUCAGAAAAGCCUGACCUGUCAGCGGAUCUUCAAGACUGCAUGGCUGCACUGGACCUGUUCCUGCAAAAUCAAUUUGAUGAGGCUCUGAGCAGACUACGAAGCAGGAAUAAAGACAGCAUGUAUCACGCACUCACGUAUGCCACUAUACUGGAAAUGCAGGCCAUGAUGACCUUCAACCCGGAGGACAUAUUUGCUGCAGGAAACACAAUGAAGGAGGCACAGGCUGUGUGUCAACGAUACCGCAAAAAGUCUUCAUUCAACAGCAAAAACUUCACUGAAGAGGAGCUCCAUGCUGAAGUGUGCUAUGCCGAAUGCCUCCUCCAGAGGGCAGCACUCACUUUCCUUCAGGAUGAAAAUAUGAUCAGUUUCAUAAAGGGAGGAAUGAAAGUGAGAAACAGCUAUCAAAUAUACAAGGAGCUUCAUACGAUCCUGAAGUCUUCAGGUUAUGUUCAAGGUGGCAAUCAUGGUCAUUUUGAGGGAGGUGUUAAACUCGGGAUCGGGGCCUUUAACUUGAUGCUGUCGUUGUUGCCAACGCGGACUCUCAGGUUGUUGGAAUUCGUGGGCUUUUCUGGUAACAAAGAGUUUGGUCUUGAGCAGCUCCAGGAGGGCUCCUCUGAGCACACGUUUAGGUCUUUCUUGUGUAACAUGUUGUUGCUUUGCUACCACACCUUCAUGAGUUUCAUUCUGGGCACUGGAGAGGGGGAUGUGGAAGAUGCAGAAAAACUGCUUCUGCCUUAUCUGAAAAAGUAUCCGAAGGGAUCCAUUUUCCUGUUUUUCGCUGGUCGAAUAGAGGAAAUUAAAGGAAAUCUGGAUGCUGCUAUCAAGCGUUUCGAGGAGUGUUGUGAAGCUCAGCAGGACUGGAAACAGUUCCAUCACAUGUGUUACUGGGAGCUGAUGUGGUGUUUCACCUACAAGAGGCACUGGAAGAUGGCCUACUUCUACGCAGACCUGCUCAGUAAAGAAAACAACUGGUCUAAGGCCACAUAUGCGUAUAUGAAAGGUGCUUACCUCAGCAUGCUGAGUCAAGAGGAAUGCCAGCCGUUCGGGGAGAAUGAAGUGGCUUUGUUUAGGCAAGUUUCCAGUCUGAAGCAAAAAAUUGCUGGGAAAUCACUGCCCACAGAGAAGUUUGCCAUUAGAAAAGCCAGACGCUAUAAUACCGAUAAUGUCAUUCCUCUUCCAGCACCUCCACUGGAGAUGAUGUAUAUCUGGAACGGCUACACUGUGAUCGGGAAGCACAAGGACCUGACAGAGGGCAUGCUGAAGACAUUGGACGAGGCCCAGCAGACGCUUGAGCAAACGCCAAGGACUGAGUUCACCACAGAUGACCAGUGUGUGGUUAGUCUACUGAAGGGCCUCUGUCUCAAACACUUGGGUUACAAGGAGGAAGCUGAACAUUACUUCACCCUCGUCCUCUGCAAUGAGAGUCUGAUUAAAUAUGACCACUACCUGGUUCCCAAUGCACUGCUGGAACACGGUUUACUGUGCUUGGAGGAGGGGAGAAUAGAGGAAGCCAUCAAACUUCUAGAGGCAGCAAAACAAAACUACAAGAACUACUCCAUGGAAUCCCGAACACACUUCCGGAUUCAGGCAGCUCUACAUAAGGCCCGAGGCACAGCUCUGAAUGGAGACCAUUCCUCACCCUCCAGCCCUUAACACCUGGGUUUCCACUGGGUCACAGCAAUUAAGAUCAGGCUUGAAAUGGGUUGGCAAGUGCCCAGAGAGGCACUAAAGGAGCACAUGACCCAAACCGAGCUCAUAGUGACGUCUCCUUCAUUUAAAAAACGCAUAUAGAGAUUUUUACAGUACAUGGACAACAGCUGCAUGAAUAUGUCACGUCAAGUGCCAUGCAAUUUAGCCAAGACCCAGAAAUGACAUCAUGCUGUUGUGAUGUCAUACUAAUAACAUCAUGCUUUUAGAAUACUGUACUUGUGGUGUUAAUGUUGGGGAUGACGAUAAUGAUAUGAUACACAAUGUUAGAGGUGUAACAGUAUGCAUAUUUAUUCAUUUUCCUUCAGCUUUGUCUCUAUUUCAGAGGUCGCCACAGCAGAAUGAACCGCCAACUGUUCCAGCAUAUGUUUUACGCAGCGGAUGCCCUUCCACCUGCAACGCAGUACUGGGAAAAAUCCAUACACACACACAUUUAUACACUACGGCCAAUUUAGUUUAUUCAAUUCAGCUAUACCGCAUGUCUGUGGACUGUGGGGGCAACUGCAGGACCUAGAGGGAACCCACGCUAACACAGAGAGAACUAGCAAACUCCACACAGAAAUGCCUACUGUUCCAGCCAGGACUCGAACCAGCGACUUUCUUGUAGUUAAAUUGUCUGUAGUGUUUGUGUGUGAAUAUGUGUGUGUAUGGAUGUUUCCCAGUAAUGGGUUGCAGCUGGAAGGGCAUUGCUGCGUAAAACAUAUGCUGGAUAAGUUGACGGUUCAUUCCGCUGUGGCGACCCCAGAUUAAUAAAGGGAUUCAGUCGAAAAGAAAAUGAAUGAAUGAACAACCAUGUCAAUCUCUUAAAUAGAACGACUCACAAAGUGAAAUGUUGAAUUACAUUGGAACGUUGCCUAGUAAGACUGGGGAAAAAACUGCUUAAAAAAACUAAAACCAAAAUAGCAACAGAAAACAUUGAAACAAUUUUGACCACUUCAUAUAGACUAAUUUUGUUGGGGAAAAAUUUCAUUCUGUAUAAUUUGUAUCAUUAUUUUAAUGUAUUUUUUGUUGGUCAGUUAUCUACAAAAUAAACAAAAAGACUGAAUACAUUUUAAGUGAAAUGAGGUGCAAAUAAUACUUUUUGGCCUUAAGGGAGUUAUAAAUUAAAUUCAAGUAGGCCUAUUAUAACAUAAAAUGUAAUGUUUCUGACAAUUUUCUUUACAAUUUGAGUUACGAAUUACAGUAUCGAUACUACUUGGUAUCAUGAUACUUCAGCCGGUACAGUAACGUAAGAUUUAUUAAUAAUAUCGCGACAACCCUACUACACACUACUAUAAAAAUUUAUGAAUGAAAUAAAAUAAGAAUAAGAGCGCAAAGUGCUUUCAAUUGAGGAUGAAUAAUAAUUUAUUCUACAUUAUUCCCCACACCUUUAAUCCAGUAAUAACAAUAAUCUUUGUGUUGUUAUUUUUGAUUAAUCUUUAAAUGAAUUUAUUUGUUUUAGCUUAAAAAAAACAGGAAAAAAAGCAAUUUGUUAAUUUUCCCAUUGUACCAAACUCAGGUACGUACUUUCAAUUUUGUGUACUGUUACACCCCUACAGGAUCAAGAAUAUUGUCUCUCGGAAAUAAGACGUAAGGCCAUUUGUAAAUCAUUAUUGGCUGCUUUCAGAGCUCUUCUUGGUAAUGCUCUCCGUUAUUGGUCACUCUGUGACAUCAGUAGCCUAGACAUGUCUGUGACUGACAGCGAACCAUUUUAUUUGGAUUUACAUGUGCACAAAUAUUAGUUUACUUAUAACCUUUGGAGUUUAAAUAGGUUAUAAAAUAAAUCUAUUCUUCAGAGGUAAUUUGAUGAAUGUGUGUUUUGAUAUCAUGGGUUACUCUUUAAUUAGAGAACUGUGGCCUUGUCAAAUCUCAUGCACAGGAUUACUUUGUGUACAUUAACUUUGUGCACAUAUUCAGUUUUAGAAGUGAAUAAAAAAAAAAGAAAACAAGCAUCUUCAUAAUAGCAAAAAAUCAGAAUGUAAACUGGAAGAUUUGUUUAGUUUAGUCGGGUUUAUUAGUUUCUAUUUAUUCAUUAAUAUGGCGUCUUUCAAAAAUGUCCCGUUUUAAGUGGGCAGCUGAAUGUGUCUUUUAGAAAGGCAGUCUCCUUUAUGUGGACUCGGUCCAGAUCCUACUUGAGCUCAAACAAACAAGUCUUUUAGAUACAUGCAGGACAGGCUGGCAUGUCAGCACCAGCCAACGUGAGCAAUGCAUUGACAACCACUGCAGCCUUACACUAGGAAAAGAAAGAAAAACCGAGCUGCUUGAGGACAGAGGAUUGUACUUUGUUCUCUGUGUGAAUGUUACUUGAUGGAGCUUUUCCCCAUAGCGUGGAGCUCCAGCAACUAAACACAGCAUAGUCCUUAGAUACUGCAAAGGCUUGUGCUGUAUUCAUUUCUCCCAGAAUAGUUCAAUAGCAUCCAUGGGUAUUUAUCCUUCUGCAGUGUUAUCUUUACAGUGCCUGUUUUAUGAGAUCCACUUACCAGUCUACCAAAGAUAAAUUUACGUAAAUCAUCAGAUCAAAUGUGGCCAAAAAAUAAGAUUUAAAAAAAAUGAAUGUAGUUUUCAUUGUUACGGUUUUUGUCCACCUACCCCCCCUUUUUGUUCCUACUGAUUUUGAUUGAUUGCAAUGGUCUCAAACUCAAUUCCUGGAGGGCAGCAGCUCUGCACAGUUUAGCUCCAACCAGCUCCAACACCUGCUUAAUAGCCUCUUGUAGUCUUGAACAGUUUGAUUUGGGUUGGAACAAAACUGUGCAGAGCUGCGGCCCUCCAGGAAUUGAGUUUGAGACCUAUGUUUUACAGGCUUUGGGCUAUAGAGGUCAGCAAAUCCUGUGUGUGGUGCAUGGCUACUGUGUAAACACAUUCCUGUAAAUACUGAACUUACAUUUUCUAAUUUAAAAUUAAAGGAUAUAAUCGCAUUCCAAAA
Molecule: messenger RNA, 4931 nt
Organism: Danio aesculapii
Lineage: Eukaryota; Metazoa; Chordata; Actinopteri; Cypriniformes; Danionidae
Gene: ttc39a
Product: tetratricopeptide repeat domain 39A
Exons: 20
Coding region: 179-1975 (598 amino acids)
Molecular function (GO): protein binding
Source: RefSeq, a predicted model, not a curated record